UCUGGUAUACGCAGUCACUCCUUACUACUACAAUUGACACUUCUACUGUAGUAGAUACUCAACGAAUACAUUUUUCGCUACCUCUUUGGACUGCAAAUUUCGGACUGCAAACCUCACCCAAAGGACCGUCAAUUCUCCAUACGAAUCAGACUCCAUGUCUCUCAUCAGUGACCCAGGAUAUUUAGUUCACAGUUUAAGGUUGUCCUACCUGCGCAACAUCGAUGACCCUUAUGGCGCGCGUAUAAUUUCCUUGAGCCCAUCUUAUACCUCAAAUCCAUAUAUCCAAGCAGCCUCACUCGCCGAUGUUCAUCGUUGGCCAGAACUCGAAUAUCCCUCAAGUCCGCCUAUAUCAGACGAUGAUUCGGAGGCUCCUGAUAAGUCCUCAUCAGGUUUUCCUGGAGCCACUGGUCUUAAGCACCAUCAAACGAUCAUGGGCAACCGUUCGGGAGCGUUUGGAUUGAGAGUAUCAGGUCGACGUGCUUCUACAUCAAAGCGAGCGUCUCUCAUCGCAAAGAGAGCCGCAAUACAUGACGAAAGAGCAGAUGCUCCCACUGCCCUGCCCCGCGUCAACUUCAUAAACGCUGCUAGUGACAUUGAUCAGUGUCUAAUCACUUCAGAACAGGCUGAUGUUUCGCAGCCCCUACCUGUGCAGCAUCAACCCGCUCCACGGAAAGACGACCCUCCCGAACUGCCCCUGAAGGAUAUUCAAUUCGUGCCGAAAUUCAAAGGUGCGGCCGAAAUGGAGGCUAGGCGUAGGGCGCGAAUGGUGGCGCGCCGCGGCGUUACAGCUUCUAUGCCAAAGAUUCCCUCCGUGACGACGCGUAGCCUCAAUCCUGACAUCUCUUCAUCCGAUGAUGAGGACGGCAUGGAAGACGAUGACGAUAACGAUAACGACUACGAUUUAGUGGUCCCAGGAGACGACAAUAUGGAUGAAGUCGAUGAAUUUGAUCCAGAUUUCGCUGCCACUCGAGCCAUGCACUCGGACAGCGCAUCUGAUGGGGCCUCCCUUCUCUCUGGGACUGCCUCAGCAUUGUCUGGGUCCAAUCUAUCCACUCUUGGAACAUCGCCGUUCGUUGUUCCCUACCAGCGUGGCUGCUCACGACUCAGCCCCGUAUCUGAACAUCGUGCUACGGACAACACUCGCGAAGGGUGUCCUGCAACCCUUCAUUCCAAGCCCAUUGAGAAUUACUUCGAGAUGAUCAGUCCGGCGCCAAAGCCGGAUCAGCGAUCUGAAGCGCCACCUCCAAAACACGAAACUCGCAGAAGAGGCGUCUCAAUAUCACUACCUGUUAUCGACGCUCCGUCCGACAUGACCUUCACACGCAAGCCUGUCGCGCCGGCGCGCCCACAUGCAUCUGCUCUCACCACUAUCCUUGCUUCAUCAGGCGGUCCCACCAACCCAUUCAGUGAGCUGUAUGGUGCCAUAUCUGGACGGGGAGAGACGGCCUCGAUAGAUGUCAAGGUUUACUUUCCACAUGCGACAGAACCUCGUGGCGAAUAUGUGAUUCUGAACGUGCGGAAAGACGCAACUAUUGAGGAAGUCAUCGGUUUUGCUUUAUGGACUUACUGGGACGAGCGAUGGCAGCCUGAACUAAAUGCAGGUGCUGAGGAUGACGACCCCAAGCUCUCUGCAGUAGGUUGGGUCAUGCGCAUUGCAGAGGAUGACGGCGAGGUUGACGAGGAUUUUCCGCCACCCGACCGCACGGGCAAGAUCUCGAAAUUUGGUUUCGAGGCAUUCGCUAUUCUAGCUGCUACCCCACUACAAAUACAACAAAAUGAACAACUGGAGAGCAAGAUACAGCGACGGCCCUCGAGAGUUAUGACAGCGCCAAAGAAGCAGGAUACAGGUCCUUCAGGCGGCUUAACGCUGCCGUCCGUCUCCGGCCCUACAAGCGCGAUGUUCGGUACAACUCCAAUCUUAUCAUCUUCUUUGGGUCCUUCGUCGAGUCAUGGCCCUCAGUUGUUUUUGCGUAUUCGCGUUGCGGACACCGCUGACGCAGUUCACAUAUCCACCACUAUUCCUGUAUCAGCGGGUAUGUAUAUGCAGGAGGUACUUGAAGUGGUUUGCCGAAAGCGCAAACUAGCAAAUCUUAAGGACUAUGCUCUGAUUGUUAACGAGCUCAACAUGCUGGCGUACCUCGACCGCACGGUUGCAAGUCUUGGAGGUAGACGCGAGCUGACGCUAAUCAAGAGAUCCAUGUUGCCUCAAUUGGGCAUCGAGCCCGAAAGCAGAUCAGCACGCACCACUGAUCCGAAUGCUUCUAUCUCCAAACGGAUAUCGGAUGUCCCAGAGAUCCAACUAAGCGCUGCGGCCGACUACGCGACAGCAUACAAGAAAUACACCAUCUACCGCAAAAUGCCUAUGCUAGCUCGUCAAGAACGCACUUUGGCUAUUGAUGGUGUCUAUAUACAUAUCAUGCCAUCCACAAACAAGGCCAAAGCGGUCUUUGAUAGUGGAAAGACGGCGUCAUUCCAUAUCAAGAGUAUCAUCCAAUGUCAACAGUCAGCGAAAUCGUCGACGCUGUUUAAGAUUAUCGUACAACGGGACAGUGGGAGCAAGCGCUACGACUUUGAAGCGGAUACGCCGAAGCUUGCGGGUGAGAUUGUGCAGACUUUACGGAUGCUGAAAUCCCAUUUGGACCGCUCCAAUACCGUCAACCGCUUGCGGCGCAGCAGACAGGUGGUAUAAAUAAAACACGGGUCCUUGUUUUGCCAGGCAGAUGACAAAAAUUCCCAGGCAGAAUGUGGCAGAACUCCCGCACAUGCAGAAUCCGUCCAGUGUAUGAUAGCGUACGUCAAUUGAGGUGCUUU
Molecule: messenger RNA, 2811 nt
Organism: Suillus bovinus
Lineage: Eukaryota; Fungi; Basidiomycota; Agaricomycetes; Boletales; Suillaceae
Product: stress-activated map kinase interacting protein 1-domain-containing protein
Exons: 10
Coding region: 155-2689 (844 amino acids)
Biological process (GO): TORC2 signaling
Cellular component (GO): cytoplasm; TORC2 complex; plasma membrane
Molecular function (GO): phosphatidylinositol-4,5-bisphosphate binding
Source: RefSeq, a predicted model, not a curated record